Anarrhichthys ocellatus (wolf-eel) is the source of this 1889-nucleotide messenger RNA. It is a transcript of the gene pepd, whose product is annotated as peptidase D. The record is from RefSeq and is a predicted model, not a curated record. Lineage: Eukaryota; Metazoa; Chordata; Actinopteri; Perciformes; Anarhichadidae. The coding region runs from base 75 to 1562 and encodes 495 amino acids. The transcript is spliced from 15 exons. Gene Ontology annotation, molecular function: manganese ion binding; metalloaminopeptidase activity.
AAUGCCACGUCAGCUGAUACGCGAGGCAGAGCCCUACAAAGCUCACGUGACAGUCUGAAGACCAGCACAUCAAUAUGGCUGCAGCACCAAAACCCGUCUACUGGCUGGGGAACGACACCCUGAGGGUGUCCGCUGCUCUGUUCGCAGAGAACCGCCGCCGACUGUGCGAAGGGCUGAAAGGCAAAGACGGAGUGGUGCCGCAGUCACUGGUUCUGCUGCAGGGAGGGGAGCAGAAGCAGAGGCACUGCACGGACACGGACCUCCUUUUCAGACAGGAGUCUUUCUUCCACUGGGCUUUCGGAAUAACCGAGGCCGGCUGCUACGGAGCCAUUGAUGUGGACUCUGGGAAAUCCGUCCUUUUUGUUCCCAAACUGCCUGAAAGCUAUGCCACUUGGAUGGGAGAGAUCUUUCCGAAAGAGCACUUCAAGGAGAAGUAUGCCGUGGAUGAGGUGCACUACGCCUGUGAUAUUGCUGAUGUCCUGUCCAACCUGAGGCCAGCACUGCUCCUGACACUGCGCGGUCAGAACACAGACAGUGGGAGCAUCUGCCGCGAAGCCUCCUUUGAAGGGAUUAGUCGUUUCCAAGUGAACAACACUCUUUUACACCCAGUCAUUGUGGAAUGCCGUCUGGUGAAGACGGAUAUGGAGCUGGAGGUCCUGCGCUACACCAACAGGAUCUCCAGUGACGCCCAUAAAUUGAUCAUGAAGAGUGUGAAACCUGGACACAAAGAAUAUGAGAUGGAGAGCCUCUUCCAGCACUACUGCUACACUAAGGGAGGGAUGCGUCACACCUCAUACACCUGUAUCUGUGGAACGGGCAAGAAUUCCUCCAUUCUCCACUACGGUCAUGCCGGUGCUCCGAAUGAAAAGACAAUUGUGGGCGGUGACAUGUGUCUGUUCGACAUGGGUGGAGAGUACUACUGCUACUCCUCAGACAUCACAUGCUCCUUCCCAGCCAACGGCAAGUUCACUCCAGACCAGAGGGCCAUCUACGAGGCUGUCCUCAAAGCCUCCCGAACUGUCAUGGCUGCCAUCAAACCAGGUGUGAAGUGGACCGACAUGCACCGCAUGGCCGACCGGAUCCACCUGGAGGAGCUCGUGAAGAUCGGCAUCCUGAUUGGCAGCGUGGAGGACAUGUUGAAGGUUCACCUGGGUUCCGUCUUCAUGCCCCACGGCCUGGGACACCUGCUGGGCAUCGAUGUCCACGACGUGGGAGGAUACCCUGAGGGGGUCGAGCGUGUUGACGAGCCUGGACUGAGGAGUCUUCGGAUGGGCCGUCUGGUGCAGGAGAGGAUGGUCCUCACCGUGGAGCCCGGCAUAUACUUCAUCAACCACCUGCUGGACCAGGCCCUGGCCAACCCCACCCAGAGCUGCUUCCUCAACAACCAAGUGCUGGCUCGCUUUAGAGGCUUUGGCGGGGUUCGCAUUGAAGACGACAUUGCCGUGACAGCUGAUGGUAUCGAGCUGCUGACCUGCGUCCCUCGCACCGUGGAGGAGAUCGAGGCUUUCAUGGCCGACUCUGGAAAACCCUUCAGCCCCGUCGUCACCAGUGAGAAUCUCUGAAGGACGUCUCAGUAUAAAGAGCUGCACACUGCGAUGGCAUUAAUUGCUACAUCCAUCCAUCCAUUUUCCACCGCUUAUCCGGGGUCGGGUCGCGGCCGCGUAAUUGCUACAGAUAUACAAUAAUAUUCUUCAGUGAAACUUAAGUUUUUGCUCACUCUUAUUUCUCACUUUUAUAUAACACUUUUAUAUAACGCAUGUAUGACACACAAUCAAAAUGUGUGGUAAUCGUGGCUCUUGGAAGAAUGACUUUCAUUUUGAAGUCGUUCCUCUUUGUAAACAUUUAUUCACAAAAAUUCAUAUCAAUAAACAUUUUAAUGGUCAACUGUU